GAACCUCGCAGUCAAGAUGGCUACGACAGGAAUGUAUAAAAUGGAUGAUGGAAGCAACUGUGCAACUAACUGCUUUCCUGCCAGGGGCAUUUUACGUGCAAGUAAAGAAGGGUCUGGGCGCUGGGUGCUGGCACGCAGAGCUACCCCAAGGGCUUGGACUGAGAAGGGGACCACCGGGGAGACACCACAGCAGAGGAGGAAGCCCCCAAAUUCUGCCUCCAUGGAAGAAAAUAAUGAAGACAAUAUCCUAGAUGAGCCAUUUCUGAUGAAGCACCACUGUUUGAAGAACCCCUCUGACCUGUGCUCUGUGAACAUAAGCAGCCAAAAUCUGGUCUCUGCUAAAGAAGAUGAUUUUGAGAAAUUUGAUGGUGUCACUUUUAUAAAUGCUGCUGAGAACCUGCUGACAUUAGAGCCAUUUCGGAAGUUUCCAGGACUGAGGGAACUGGAACUUUCCUUGAACGGACUAAGAAAUCUGAAAAUCACUGCUGGAGAAUUCCUGCAUUUGGAAGAUCUGGAUCUCUCCUACAAUAAUUUGUCCACCCAGGACAUUUGGACAUUGGGAGAUUUGUCCCAGCUCAAAGUUCUUCGUUUGACAGCCAAUGGGCUUCGGUCUCUGCCUCCGGACCUGGCAGGCUCCUGGGACUCUGCUCAUUUAAGGUUUCCAUCUCUGGAGGUUUUGUCACUGGAUGACAAUCGUCUGUCACACCCAAGCGUCUUUGUGAGCCUGUCUCAACUCCGCAGCCUGAGGGAGCUGAAUCUGGACAGGAACAGGAUUUCGGCUGUCCCCUACCUGCACCAAGCAGAGAGCAAGCAGUUCUUCCUCCACCCUGCUCUGGAUGGCGACAGCUUCAGAGCAGAGUGGUACAGGUCCCUGAGCAACCUCUGGCUGCAGCCCCAGAUGCCACAGCAGGAGGGCACGGAGGUGGCAGCAGAGCUGGAAGUGAAGAAAGGACAGCGUGAACUUGUGUUACAAAACCUCACGGAUACAGAGAGGAUGGAGGUCGUGUUUAAUUCUGGCUCUCAGAAACACCUGGCACCGGUUGUUCCCAGGGAAGGAGAUCCAUCUGCCUCUCAGACUCUGCUGGCUCCCUCCAUGCACAGGAACGUUUGUGCUCCAUUUCCUGAGCUGAAACGUCUCAGUCUGGCCUUCAACAAGAUCGCAGAUGAGCCAGCUCUCUUACCUGUGGCUUUCUUCCUGUGCCUGGAGGAGCUGACGUUUCACAACAACCCUCUUACCACUCUCCGCUGAACCUCCGCUCCUCCAGGGCAGCCGCUUCUGCUGACACGGCUCCUCCAGCACAAUCUGGGGAUUAAACUUAUCCGACAGAAGAGUCCACCCACAGAGAGGCUGCACUUCUCCAUCCCUCGCAAAGCCAGACGCAAGGUCACGUCGCAUCUCCCCAAAGUCACGAAGCAACCGCUGAUGCUGGAAGCUCCUGUCACAACCAUUCUGUGGAAGCAGCUCCCAGCUGCGAGAGAUGCUGCACCUCCGAGUCCAGCCCAGCCUCUGCCCCCCGUCAGCCCUGUGACCCCAGCUGGCAGCCAGCGGACGGCACUGGGGGAAGGGGAAGGUGACUCCAGGCCUCCUCCUGGCCCAGCCGAGGAGGACGUUGCAUCUUUCUUCAUGACACAGGUGGAGGAUGUGUCCAGACCCCUGCCAAGACCCGUGGCAGAGGGCAGGCUGGAGAUGAAGAGUGAGCAGAAGGGGGAAAGAACCUCCCAGGUGGUUCCAGAACGAUACAAAGGCUAUGAGGAGCUGCUUGGUGGAGACACAGACACAGAUUUUAUCGACCCAGUUGGGAUACAGAAGAACGUGCAGGCACUGUACUUCAUCCUGAAGCACCCCCUGAUUCACCGGGAUGCAAAGCCACGACUGGACACCAUACAGAAGCCCUACGUACCUUGGAAAAAGCAAGGGAGGAUGCCUGGCCUGCCCGCCCGGAAGACGAGAGCAGAGGUCCUGGAAGGAAUCCUGCUGGCCAUGAGGAACACCUCCACCAUCACUGAAGUCCCCUUGGCCUCUGUUCUGCAGACAAGGAAAUCCAGCCCCAGGGCAUAUCGGGAGGCACGGAGGCUGAUGGAAGAAUUCCGGGAGGUGUUCGAGAUCUACUCUGCAAUCGUUGGCAAGGAGAAGGCCAAGCCGUCGGAUGAGGCGCAGGCGAUAAAAGCUGUUCUUGAAGAGAAAGGCAACAUCGUCCACUAG
Pterocles gutturalis (yellow-throated sandgrouse) is the source of this 2203-nucleotide messenger RNA. RefSeq names its product X-ray radiation resistance associated 1 (gene XRRA1). Gene Ontology annotation, molecular function: protein binding. The record is from RefSeq and is a predicted model, not a curated record. The annotation marks the transcript as partial. The transcript has 18 exons. Lineage: Eukaryota; Metazoa; Chordata; Aves; Pterocliformes; Pteroclidae. Gene Ontology annotation, cellular component: nucleus.